Molecule: messenger RNA, 2269 nt
Organism: Amborella trichopoda
Lineage: Eukaryota; Viridiplantae; Streptophyta; Magnoliopsida; Amborellales; Amborellaceae
Product: protein SKU5 SIMILAR 14
Molecular function (GO): oxidoreductase activity; copper ion binding
Source: RefSeq, a predicted model, not a curated record
GAGAAACAACUCCCCCCAAAUUCAAUCUAACCAGAAUACCUUGCUUUCUCUCUCUACAUUGCAGAGAGAGAGAAGAGGCAGGAGGGGAAAUAGAAAAAUAAACCACCGACUUUUUCAAUCCUCUCCAUUUUAAAGCUGCUCUCUGCAACUCUAAUGGCGCCAUAGAUCGCCAAAACCGCGACACAAGACCGCUAUUGACAGAGCAAAAGUCACCCCACAAAAGAUUCCAGGGAACAGAGAAUGGGACUGCGAGCCUCUUCUUUCUCCUUCUUCUUGGCCGCAUUCCUCUCUCUUGCUUUUCUUUUCCCCGUCAAUGGCGAUGAUCCGUAUAGGUUUUUUACGUGGCAAGUGACUUGGGGGGACAUUUAUCCCCUCGGUGUAAAGCAGCAGGGGAUUCUGAUAAAUGGGCAGUUUCCGGGACCUCAGAUUGAGGCCGUAACAAACGACAACCUCGUCAUCAACGUCUUCAACAACUUAACUGAGCCUUUCCUCCUCUCCUGGAAUGGGAUACAGCAAAGGAGGAAUUCAUGGCAAGAUGGGGUUUAUGGUACCAACUGCCCCAUCCCACCUGGUGGAAACUUCACAUACAAUUUGCAGGCAAAGGAUCAGAUUGGAAGUUACUUCUAUUUCCCUUCCCUUGCCUUUCACAAGGCUGCCGGUGGGUUCGGAGGGAUCAGAGUUCUUAGCCGACCCCUCAUUCCGGUCCCGUUCCCUCCACCCGCCGGAGAUUUCACCGUCCUCGCCGGUGACUGGUUCAAGGCCAACCACUCUGAUUUGAAGGCAACUCUGGAUGGUGGGCACAGUCUUCCUUUCCCUGAUGGUAUUCUCAUCAAUGGCCGCGGACCAAAUGCUCUUGUCUUCACUGUAGAUCAAGGCAAAACUUACAGAUUUCGGAUAUCAAAUGUGGGCCUUACAACCUCAUUCAACUUCAGAAUUCAAGGUCACAAGAUGAAACUCGUAGAGGUUGAAGGAUCUCACACACUUCAGAACACUUACUCCUCUCUUGAUGUUCACUUAGGUCAGUCCUACUCUGUUCUGGUGACUGCUGACCAACCAGGACAGGACUACUACAUUGUUGUCUCCACUCGCUUCACCAACCCUGUCCUCACCAGCACUUCUAUCCUUCACUAUAGUAACUCUCAAGGCCAGGUCUCUGGCCCUCCUCCUGGUGGACCAACCAUCCAGAUUGACUGGUCUCUCAAUCAGGCACGCUCAAUUCGAUGGAACCUGACAGCAAGUGGGCCAAGACCAAACCCUCAGGGCUCCUACCACUAUGGUUUAAUCAACACUACACGAACAAUCAUCUUGUCUAACUCGGCCAACAUCAUCAAUGGCAAGCAAAGAUUUGCAGUUAACAGUGUUUCCUUUAUCCCCGCUGAUACCCCAUUGAAGCUUGCUGACUUUUACAAGAUUCAGGGUGUUUUCAGCCUUAAUAGCAUCCCUGAUAGACCAUCGGGCAGUGGUGGCUACCUCCAAACUUCUGUAAUGGCAGCUGACUUCCGAGCUUAUGUUGAGAUUGUGUUUGUCAACCAAGAAGAUGUAGUGCAGUCAUGGCAUCUUGAUGGCUAUUCCUUCUUUGUUGUGGGAAUGGAUGGAGGGCAGUGGACACAAGCAAGCAGGCAAAAUUAUAACCUGCGUGACACAGUUGCCCGUUGCACCACCCAGGUGUAUCCCAAGUCAUGGACAGCCAUUUAUGUGGCACUGGACAAUGUGGGUAUGUGGAACUUGAGAUCAGAGAAUUGGCCACGACAAUAUUUAGGCCAACAGUUCUAUUUGCGUGUGUAUUCCCCUGUAAAUUCAUGGAGAGAUGAGUACCCCAUUCCUCGAAAUGCUCUGCUUUGUGGCCGAGCAUCUGGCCGCCGAACACGCCCUCUUUGAGUCCCUACUCUGCACUCCAUCCCUUUCUUUGCUUCUCGUCACGAAGGGGUGAUGGUUGCAUGCAUGUGCUGCUAUUACUACUCCAUGCCUUGCUAUUUAAGUCGCUCAACUCGAGCUGCUAUUUUUAUUGUAUUUUCUAAUUUUAUUCCUUUUCUCCCCCAUUCUUCAUGGUGCUCUCUCAUUAAGCAUUAUUUAGUAGAAUUUCAUGACAGUUUCUGGCUGUUGUUUACUCAGUAAUCCAGUUUUGAUGGUCUGGCUCCAUAACUAUGUUGUAAUUGUUAUAUGAAACUCUGUUCCUUGAUUGGAUCCGAAUGAGGGAUGUCCAAUGAAUAAUGUGACAAGAAGGCUAUAUGAGGUUUCUAAAUGUAUGGAUGGAUUUUAGUUGUUAGCU